CAAUGUGUCACUACAGUGCGCCUAUCGCUGAAUUAGCCCAGUUGCAAUAACCUUACGACAGUUGCCGCAACACAGGAUUCUUAUAGUGGAGAAAGGGAAGGCAGUUCUCCGAAGUAGACCAUGCAUAGUUUGGUGGACAUGCUUGGUCCAGUGGUAUCUGUGACCAUUUUAUGCGUGUUAUUUGUAGUACUGGUAUUUGUCACAUUAUGGGGACAUGUGCUCAACCUUUGUCUACUCUGUGGUGCAUUUUCUGUCAGUUACUGGUUUAUACGCAAAGCAGGCACAAAGAUGGUCGACACACAAGGGAAAUACGUUCUUAUUACAGGGUGUGACACAGGCUUCGGGAAUAGCCUCGCUAGACUACUGGACACCAAGGGACUGAACGUCAUCGCCGCGUGUCUGUCUGAGGAAAGUGACGGUGCCAAACAAUUGAAGACAACAGGGAGCAGGCGCAUGAGUGUCUUACAGCUUGACGUAACUUCGGAUGAAAGUGUUGCUUCAUGUCUUCAGAGGGUAAAGACGCUAUGUAACAAAGAAGGAUUAUGGGCCUUGGUAAACAAUGCUGGCAUACUAUACACAGGGGAUGUGGAGAUACAGACAAUGACUAUAUAUAGGAGAGUUGCAGAAGUAAAUCUCUUUGGUAUGGUUCGAAUGUGCAAGGCGUUUCUACCUCUAGUCAGGCAAAGAAAAGGACGUGUUAUCAACGUGACCAGUGUGCGUGGUCUGCUGGCGGGCCCAGGUCACUCAGCUUACGUCAUGAGUAAGUUUGCUGGAGAAGGAUUCACAGAUUGUUUGAGGCUGGAGAUGAGGAGGUUCGGAGUCAAGGUCAUCCUUGUACAACCAGGAAGUUUUGGCCAAAGCACUGGCUUAUUUAGUGUGGAGAACGUUCAGCGCCAAAAGAAGGCGUACCAACAGCUAAUAGACUCUGUAGAUGACGAGAUACGGGCAGGGUAUGGACAACAAUAUUUAGACACAUAUAUGCGCGUCCCUAAGAUGAACCCGGGGAUCCUCUGACAAAGAUCUUAAAGGUGUUCUGGAUGCAUUUGAGGAUGCCAUACUGAGCACAACCCCAGACAAUCGAUACCUCGUCGAUGGCAUUCGUAACAGAAUUGACGUAUUGUGCAUGAUGGCACGACUACGCAACUUUCUGCCGGUGUCGGUGAUGGAUGCUCUUUAUCUCUGGCUCCAGCCACUGCCAAAAGAGGCCUUUUACACAACUACGUCGUGAAGUGAGGCGUUAUUAACCCGGUCAAUGCAAUGUUAGUUGACGGUUUAAGUAGUAAACUGCAGUUGGUUUGCUGAAGAUAUGACAAUUCGCUCUUGCUUGACAACGGUAUAAGAACUUAUUUCAAAACGUCUCAUCAUAAUAUGAUACUUUAUCAUCGAUAAAGUAUCGUGUCUUUAUUAUUACGUUUCUUUUUGACUAACUGGAUAAGCUGCUGACGUACGAGCGUACGUCACUGAGAAGAUAUACGUUAGUGUCUGUGUCAUGAUUACUAUUGAAUAACGUUGGUGAUACAUGCAGGUUUGAUCCCCAGCUCUAGAUUCUUGUAUCUGGGCCUUAUACUGUAUACUGAUAGCCAGUACUAGUCAGAAUGAGCAAUGAUCAACGUCGUUGGUGGUGAUGCCGCACGAUCAACUAGGAGACACAGGAGGAUCAUCCUCAUUUAGACAACUGGAGGACUAGGAGGCUGAGGACAUAGGGACGGUCUACAUAUUGACCCUUUAUGUCUACCGUGUUCGUAACACUUUUCUUGAUAUGUGUUUUAGUUAGAAAAUAAACUUUCUUGAGAUCA
Molecule: messenger RNA, 1796 nt
Organism: Haliotis rubra (blacklip abalone)
Lineage: Eukaryota; Metazoa; Mollusca; Gastropoda; Lepetellida; Haliotidae
Product: D-beta-hydroxybutyrate dehydrogenase, mitochondrial-like
Exons: 6
Coding region: 121-1014 (297 amino acids)
Molecular function (GO): oxidoreductase activity
Source: RefSeq, a predicted model, not a curated record